CAGCUAUCGUUGCACAAGUACAUCGAGUCUAAUCGCGAAAUGGAUUUGAUGGCUCAACACAUAACAAAGAAUGAGACAGGAGUUGUGUUCCUUGGUGAUGCGGCGUUCCCAUCAGAUUCGAAAAUCGGUGUGAAAAGAACAAAACGAACACCGGAUCAGCGAAAGUUUAUAGUUAGCCUAAAAAAGGACGGCGAAACGGAUGUUGUGCUUAUACCAGAGCCGUAUACAUCACAAACCUGUGCCAAUUGCUUGCGGCGAUUUCCAAGAAGCACAAAAAGUGACCGAUUCAAAGUGUGCAAAGAUUGUCGCCCACACAAGGAUGUGAGACUCCCAUCGCUUAUCGUGACUGAUCGAAGCAGACGGCGCAAGCAACGUGAUCGAAAACAAAAUGCCAGCCAAAAGCCAACAGCAAAUUAAACUAGAGCCGAAAGACCUGGGAAGCACCGGGAAAAGCGUCGAAGUGAGCGUGAAAGCCACAAUCCAGAGCAAUUGGAUACCGAACAGGCAGUGAGACGGUACAAUCGACGCAUACGACGGCGUGAACUACGUCAACGACGUCGAGUUGCAGGCCAUCGCAGCCGUAAAGUAACCAAACAGCCGGAAGCGGAAUCCGAUUUGCCAGGUUUUGAUAAAAUUGGUGACACAAGUAUUUGCAAGAUUCGUGUCAAAAAUCGUAAGGCCAAACCACAAUCAUGGCAGCGAUUACAUUACGACGCAAAUGAUACAGGAAUUGGGUUAUUGGGGUCAAAGAAAAUAGCCUUCCAGAAAAACUGGCACUCAAGCCCAAUGAAUGAUCAAAACGCUUCUACUGUUACUUGGCAUCGUGACAUCUGUGCGGCGAAGUGCAUCUUGUACAGAGCGCUUUAUCAAUACGAAUCGAUUCAACUUUGACAAUACAGCCUUCAGUUCACGUCGGUUUUGUAUGCCACAAAUCAAGGCUAAGCCUAAUUUGGAAACACUGAAAAAAAACUACAUCUAUCAGAGUAUCAAAUAUAGUUCUGGAUUUGGUACAGAUGACACAAGCCCCGUGGCCAAGUGGUCAAUCGUUAAGAUGCUUCAAAAUAGACAGAAUGGGAUUGGCAACAAGCAAGGUUCAUUUCUGCAGCCAGAACGUUGCAAGCUUAGUAACAAUUAUUUCCCAAAUUGCAAAGAGGCGGUUAUGACGUACGAUGCCAAAGUAUUUUGUGGAACAUUCUCACGAAAUGGAAAGCAUUUUGUAACAGCAAGUCAAGAUAACAUGAUUCGUAUUCAUGAUUCAACGACAAUGCGGUACAAAUGUCAAAACGAAAUUAUUGCUAAAGAUGUCAAUUGGUGCAUAUUGGAUAUUGCAUUCAGCCCGGGUAGCGAGUAUUUUGUAUAUUCGACUUGGUCGUCAUGUCUUCACUUGAGUAGAAUCAAUGGAACGUCACAUCAGCUAAAACCUUUAUAUUUACAACCAUCAAAAUCCAGUUUUUGCGUCUUUUCACUGGCUUUCUCGAAUUGCGGUGAUCAAAUUAUCGGUGGUGGUAGUGAUGGUUGUUUAUAUAUAUAUGAUUUAUUGUUGGGUAAACGAACAUUCCGAUGUCCGGUAAGUUUUUUGUUUUCAUUUUUUCGUUCAAAUCAACAAUGUCCAUUGACGAAAGAACAGAGUGGCCCAGAUAAACUAUCGAGUUACAUUUUCCAAACAACUUAGUGGGUAUUUUGGCAUUGGUGGAUGCGUUCUAAAUAUCUAUCUUUUCCAGCUGAUUUUCAGAUUUCGUUUUUCUAUGAUUUUGGUUAAGUUAGAGCCAUAGAUGAGUCGAAAAAUGUCACUCGCGGCAUGCAAACUUCUUGAGAAAUAUUUGUCCUAAAUUUUACCAUUGACUCAUUGAACACACGAAUAUUCUAUAUUGCUAUAUCUGCCUCGACACUACGGCAUGGUACAAUAUUAUUCACGUUUUUAGUGAAUCUAAUUCUGAGAAGAGUAUAUAUAAUUCUUUAUAAGAACUGUCUGUGGAUCAUUUUCGCGGCCGAUUGCGGAUCCCUAACAAAUCAAAAUAAAACGCGAUUCUGCGACCAGUAGCGAGAAAAAAAGAGAAAAAUGUUUUUUGUCCGCUCAAUGGCUACUUGUGUCGCUUUUGCUCGCAACUUCAUUUGUUUCUUUUUUGCUCCAAGUUUUUUUUUUCGUUUCAUUUAUCGGCAAAGAGUUUAGAAGUUGUUAUUUUGUUCUUUGGCUGUCAAUUGUUUUAAUUUGUUUUUGACUAUUUGGAAACGUUUUUACAUUAAGUUUCCAUCUUUAAUACUGAUUCUAAUCCAAUUCCACGAAAAAUUCAAGAAAUUGACUCCGCUGAAUACACUCCCUUAUCUAACAGUGUUGAGAGUUAUACUGGUAUAUACAACAAAUAAUAUACCAUGUAAAUUUAUUUUACGUACUUUGCCAGUUUAAAAUCGAAAUGAUAAGUAAAAAACUUCUUUUUCUGACAUGAAAUAAUAAUUUUUA
Messenger RNA from Sitodiplosis mosellana (orange wheat blossom midge), 2458 nucleotides. RefSeq names its product DDB1- and CUL4-associated factor 11-like. The transcript is spliced from 7 exons. The record is from RefSeq and is a predicted model, not a curated record. NCBI's taxonomy places the organism in Eukaryota, Metazoa, Arthropoda, Insecta, Diptera, Cecidomyiidae. Gene Ontology annotation, biological process: proteasome-mediated ubiquitin-dependent protein catabolic process. Gene Ontology annotation, cellular component: Cul4-RING E3 ubiquitin ligase complex. The coding region runs from base 791 to 1672 and encodes 293 amino acids. Gene Ontology annotation, molecular function: protein binding.